UGAGCUUAAACUGAUGGGUCCAUGUUGUGGGUUUUUUUCCUAAACCUCACCAGUCGAUAUUAUUACACACAUUUCUUGGUAUUUUGCGCCAUUUAAAAAAUACGCACAGCAUGCGAGACUUUCUCUCAGCCUUCACCUUAACGUGUCGGUGGUGUCCAAGCCACAUGUCAACGAGUAAAGACUGUUUCCCUUUCCUCCAGCCACCAAAACUAAAUCUACAUAUGACAUACCACACAAUCACCGUGCGUCAAGAUAUGAAUGAUACAAACACCAGUAGCUUUAACGCGCAGCAACAGCCUUUUAAAACACUUUGCCUUUGUUAUUGUGGGCUAAAUAUACCCAUGUGGAGGAAGAGCGCCCUGUGUGGGAAGUUAAUGCAGCACAUUAUCACCCUGUGCUGACUGAGCAUGUUACAUGGGGUAUUGUGUUAUUAUUGUGUGCAUGACAAUAAUGCUACUUUUUUUUUCUCUAGGGAGUUUUUGGUUCCCUAAAGUGAAUUAAAUGUUUUAUAUUUUCACAGUUUUUUAGCCAGUGAAAGUGUGCCAGUUUUGUAGUAUAUAUUUUAAAAGCUGGUUUUAACUCCUUUAUAUGGGUCUAAUUAAUCAUGUUGCUGGGUAUGGUUUCUUAAUUGUGAGGAUUUAUUGCUUCCUUUGUCUUAUAUGACAGUAAACUGAGUGUCUUGGACUAUUGGUCGGACAAAAUGACUUCCUGGGCCUUAAGGAAACUGUGACGCUUUAUAGAUACUCUACAGACCAAAUGAUGAUCAACCAAGAAGACAGUCUGCAGUUUAAUCAGUAGGGAAAAUGAUUAGUAGUUGCAGCCCUGUUUAUUUUUAUGUUUCAGUACAGUGUCUAGGCUAUAUUCUUGAAUUAAUUAUAUGAUUUUAAUCAUCACAUGACAUCACAGCUUGUGUUAACCCAUAGCUUUAUUGAUUUUCAUUUGUUUGAGGACCUACACUUGCUGGAGCUGAGGUGUUUGGCAGUUCACCAUAAUGAGGAACAAGCCCUUUAAAGGCUGCUUGGCUGUUACAUAACUGUAAAUUCUGCAGUUAUUCCAGGGUCAAUAAAGCUGUUAAUAAUAGUAAUGAAAAUAGGUUUAGAUGUUUGUUUUUUUUUCUUUAAGUGAUGACCUUGCAGGGUUCAUUACACGGCAGUUUUUUGGAACCUGCAUCAUGGGUCUUGUAAAUAUGCUUAAGGUUGGAAAAGUUUACAAGCCUGUUGCAGGUUGCUAGUUUUAAUCUUUGACUCUCUUGGAAAGAUGUGGGUGUGCAAAUGUGAAUACUCCUGUGCCAGAACUGGUCAGAUGGUGUGAAACAAAGCACUUAACUCCCACUUGAUUGAGUGAAGGUGGUGCCUGGUCAUCAUGGAAAACUGUGGCUUGUACUGGUGAAAGCACAAUAUGAAAUAUUGUUUUAAAAGAUUUGAAAAUACUGAACAGAGUAGGGCUGAAAAAAACUUUUAACUGAUUCUGGGAUAUAGACAGAAAGUCUAGGGAACUUUUCUCUGUGUAAUCAAGGUGGAGGGGGUGAGGGGGUAUGUUUUUGACUUUGGCCUCUAUCUAAACACCAACACCCUAUAUGGGUUUUUCAUGCUGGGUUCAUCGCGGUGGAGAAUGAGCAGAUAAGCCCGACUGCGGUCAGCGACCUCGGCGUGUGCGGGGAUCAAAGUGGCUGAGAGUUGGAGCAGGAGCCGGACAGGUGCACGGUGUGUGGAGGUCGAUCUUUUAUCCAUGUGGGAAGCAGCCAGCUGUGCUCUGCUGUCACACUGAACAGAAUAUCUGCAUUUCAGUCUGCCCAAGUAUAUUCACGAUACCGAGUACCUUUAAAGAAUCACCUUCAGUGAACACACACAAGCCAAAAAGAAUCUGCUACUGCAACUUGGACCAUGGAACCUGCUCAGUCAGAGAUGAACAUCUUAUCCAACGGGAAAAGUCACGACCUCGGAGAUGACAUGAGUGUGCCAAUGAAGACAAUGCUAGAGGAGGAUCAAAAUGGCACUCAAACUGUCAGAUUUGACGACCCUGAUGGAGGACUGGAGAAUGAGGAGUUUUUGCCCAGUACAGACGGAAAGAAACCUAUACGCUUCACAGAUUUUGAAGGGAAGACCUCUUUUGGCAUGUCUGUCUUCAACCUUGGUAAUGCUAUUAUGGGCAGUGGAAUCCUGGGAUUGGCCUAUGCCAUGGCCAACACUGGCAUACUCCUCUUCUUGUUUCUUCUGACUGCAGUCGCAGCAUUGUCAUCUUACUCCAUUCAUCUGCUGCUCAAAUCCUCUGGCAUUGUGGGAAUUCGAGCUUAUGAACAGCUGGGGUACAGAGCCUUUGGCACUCCUGGAAAAAUGGCUGCUGGUAUCGCAAUUACCCUGCAGAAUAUUGGAGCUAUGUCCAGCUACCUGUACAUUGUUAAAUCUGAGUUACCGCUGGUCAUCCAAGCUUUCCUGAAGGCAGAUCCCAACUCUGAUCUGUGGUACUUGAAUGGAAAUUACCUGGUCAUCAUGGUCUCUGCCUGUAUCAUCCUGCCCCUGGCUUUAAUGAAGCAACUUGGUUACCUCGGCUAUACCAGUGGAUUUUCUCUCAGCUGCAUGGUGUUCUUUCUCACUGCAGUUAUCUAUAAGAAGUUUCAGAUUCCCUGCCCAUUUGAGGAGUUCUCAGCCAACAGCACUGCUGCCCUCCUCAGCACGAACAUCUCAAGCCACGGCCAUGAGUACAUCAACGGUGUGGUUCACACUGAUGAUGACGACUCCCACUGCUCCCCACGCAUGUUCACCAUCAACUCACAGACAGCGUACACCAUCCCCAUUUUGGCUUUCGCCUUCGUUUGCCACCCUGAAGUCCUGCCCAUUUACACCGAGCUCCGCAAUCCAACAAAGAAGAAGAUGCAGAAAGUGUCCAACAUCUCCAUCUUUGUCAUGUACAGCAUGUACUUCCUGGCAGCUCUCUUUGGCUACCUGACCUUUUAUGACAACGUGGAGCCUGAACUGCUGCACACCUACAGCCGGAUUGAUCCCUAUGACACUUUGAUCCUGUGUGUGCGAGUGGCCGUCCUCACUGCUGUCACAUUGACCGUCCCUAUUGUGUUGUUCCCUGUGCGUAGAGCCAUUCAGCAGAUGUUAUUCCCCACCAAGUCAUUCAACUGGUUGCGUCACACCGCCAUUGCUCUCAUUCUGCUCACUUUAAUCAACAUGCUGGUGAUAUUUGCUCCUAACAUUCUGGGCAUCUUUGGCAUCAUUGGUGCCACGUCGGCUCCCUGCCUCAUUUUCAUCUUCCCUGCUGUUUUCUACAUCCGCAUUGUCCCCAAAGAUGAAGAACCCAUGAGCUCAGUUCCUAAGAUACUGGCUUGCUGUUUUGCUGCUCUGGGCGUCUCCUUCAUGGUAAUGAGUCUGAGCUUCAUAUUCAUCGACUGGACAAUGGGGGGCGGCCAUGCUGCAGGAGGCCACUAGAGGCUGCUUCAGUGUGUCUGGGUUUAGAAAACAGGGGGGAAAAACUGGUUAAUGUAAAGGGAGCACUAUCACCUCAGUGGGAACACACUACAGGGCUGCCCAGCACACAGCCUGGGGUUUGUGAGAGUAAAAAAAUAUACAGUAUUGUGGGUUGGAAUCACUUGGAUUGACCAAGUUGAAUUAACUUUUUGACCGUAACACAUAUCUUAUCAAAAUCCUUUCAUAAAAGCGUUAAUAACUCAUUUUAACGUGGUGCAAUGGUAAUGUAAUUUAUAUGAAUAAUCAGGACUGAACAGGGUCUUUUUUUAUGACCAUCUGUUUGUGCGACAAAGUCCACAUCCAUGAUGGUGAAAUGGUCCUUUCCUGUUGCUUCCUCUUUAUUUACACACAAACAGCUGCAUCUGGUACUGUAUAGACAAAAGAUGGUAUGAUUACCUUUUAGGCUGGAGGUGGAAAGGCAUGAAGAAAUACAUAAGAGAUGGCUAAAUAACUUAGAAGUUAUUUGUACAAAGCAUAAUGAUUAUUUUCCACGAGACGCACAAAGUAGGAUUCAUCCUGAACCAGCAGCACUCUGAACUGUUCAUCAUCUUCGUGUAAUGUGAGACAAAAAGUGCUUUAAAGCCUUAAAGGGCAGGUGACAUUUCAUUUUCAUGAUCUGUCAAUUGCCAGAGUUGUUAUGUAGUGUAGUAUGAUGCAGUCUAAGCUUUUGUUCCUUAUGCAUAAAUCAGCAAUUUAUUCACAAGCCCUGGUGCCUUUCAGCAUUUGGAACAGCACACAAACAUACAGUAAAAAAAGAAGUUUAUAUUUAUUUAGUUACUAUAUUUGUGUUUUUAAUUUCAAAUGGACUAUAUUUAACUACUGUAUAUGAUGAAGUUAAUGAUCCACAAAUAUUAUGUAUGAUUUUAGUUUUAGUUUUAGCUUACAGUAUAUAGUUAAUGGAAGGUGUUACAGACUGAUAAUACUUAAAAUGUUUCAUAAAAUAGAAAGAGCUUGAUUUAAGGAUUUGAUACCUGCCUUUGUAAAACUUUUAGCACAUAUAUACCAAACUGUGACCUUGAAUCUAAACCAAGUAUAGUUCAGGUUUACCCUGACAGUUCACAUCUGUAUUUAGUUCAGAAAUCUCUUUGAGCUCUAAUAAAUUAAGAUAUUACUUUCUCCAUAUAAUAUGAUAAUAUUACAUAUUCUGUAUCUAUAUAUACCAACACUGCAUUGAUGUUUUCUGAUGCUUACAUUGAAUGAAAAUUCAAACCCAAGAUUCCUUAUAUUUCAAGGCUGCUCUCCAUUGAUAUUUUGGGAAAUAGUGUAAUAUACAACUACAACCAGGAAAUGGUUAGCAUAGCAUAAAGACUGGAAGCAAAAGGGAAAAAAAUCUACCUACUGGCACCUCUUAAAUUAACAAAUUAACACUUGAUACCUUGAUCAUUAAGGGUGCUAUAAGUAAUUUUUUUCAUUGCUACAUAGCCAACAUUAGUAUUAACAGCUGUUUCUUUCAACCAUCACUGAAUUCACAAGACAAAAAGUUAGAAUAUGCCCUCUGAGCAGCACAGUGUCUUAGUCCUCUCAUGUUGGACAGAGGGCAAACUGGACAGUACAGUGACUCACUAUCACAACGUGGUGUUACCAGAUGGGACAGGCCGGGGCUAGCUGGUUAGCAUACUAACGUCAGCAACAAAAAAGAGGUGGUAGAAAUAAGCAAAACAAGAGCUAACAUUGGUGUGGCUUUCCACCACUGGAGACAGCUCUUGGCAAGUAAAGGAAUGUAAAAGUUUGAUGCUGAGCUCGCAACAUUUCUUCUAGACUGGCAAGUAAAGAGCUUUUAAUAUUAAAGUUGGCUAUGUGGCAAUAGCAAAACCAUACAUAUAGCACCUUUAAACCAUUAGUCUUCCAACCAGCAGAGAAUCCAGGAAGUCACUGUGCCCAGCCAAGAAAUAGUCCAGCAAAUAUCCCCUCACAAACUGUGAUUUUAACUCUUACAUGUUUUCUACAGAUUAAACAAACAAUCUAUGGCAUGUUAAUUAGUGAGCUUUAGAGGUGUUGGUAGGAGGAUUUUCUUUCCUUUGGAUUGAGUCAGGCUAGCAGUUUCCUCCUGUUUCUACUUUACCUCUAGAAAGUGAAAAAACAAAGUUAGUGAAGUGUAGGUAGUAGUUCACUAGGUUUUGAGAUUCAUUAUAUGGAUAAAAGUUUGAGUAUAUGACACCUGUAUCUCAAAAGUCACAUAAAUAAAAACCAAAACAAUCUGGGUGACCUCACCCUUUACACCACACGCUGAGGGUUUGAACGAUGCCUGGCCAAGCAACAUGAAUUUGUAGAAAUAAACCCACUGGUGGGUCUGACAAAGUUGAUCAAGUUAAUUUUAUUAAUUUGAAGAUGUGUUAAUCUUUUGUGGUUCUGCCGUAACAUCUUUGCUGUACUAGUUUGUAGUAUUUUGAUCUGCUUACACUGUUGAAUAUUUAGACUUGAGAAUAAUGUUUUGCAUGUUUCGUCCGGUCCGUCCUCUAGUUGGUAUAGUGAACUGCACAGUAACAGAUUUUCCUUCCCACACUGUCAUAUAUAGAUGUUAUUGUAAUACUGUACAUUUGGCAUCUUAUAGUGAAGUGUAUUGAAGUCCCGUUCUGUGCUACAGUUAUUAUAAUGUUAUAUUAGUACUAGGAAGCCCUUCUUAAAAGAUGUAACAACAAAUAAUAUUUCAGACUUUGCUGUUGUGAUGUUAAGUCAGUUUGAGCUUAAUUUAGGGAUGUGGAUGAAUACUUAAAACAUUUGUAAUUCAGACUCAUUUUGGGUCCCAUAAUAGCACUGACAAACUGCAUGAGUUCAUUCUCUCUACAGAUUACAAGAGCAUUUUGUGAUAUUGAAAUAUAUAUGUCACAAAUUAACUUACUAAAAAUUAUGUUUCAAAGCAAUGCAAAGUUUAAAAAAAAGAAACUCAGAGAAAUGUUAUGACAAAUACAUGGUGAUUGUAACCAAAGAUGGGUUUAUAUUGUAUCACCACACUCGGGCUUCAGAAAAGUCCUGUGUAAAUCAUCAUUUUUGUCAUUUUUAUUUAUGUAUUACUCUAUUUUGUGUUUGUUUAUCAGUACUGAUUCCUGAUCAAACUGUUUUUACAGACAAAUUAUGAACAACAGCAGGAGAAAUAUUUAGUGCACGUGUCAACUUCCGUCCCUCGCUUUUCCAUGUGUAUUUGCAGUGGCUGUUGUGGUGUAAAUGAAGGGUUAGUUUUGUCAUGUUUAGUGAACAGUUUUUAUUCACUUUAAGGGAUCAUGCCAAAAUAACAACUUACUACCUACCUUUGAAAUGCCUUUAACUUUUAAGCAGAUACCACAGUUUAAAUACCAGACACAGUGUAUCAAAUACCAGACACAGUAUAUCAAAUCUAUAUCAAAUAUGCAUUUUUCAUGUACCUAAAAAAACCUAUGUGAUAUUUUAUUAUAGCUGUUAUUCAAGACAUGCAUCUAUUAAAUGACACAACUUUAAGUAAAUAACAAGGUAUAUGAAUUUUGGUGAAUAAGAUGUGGCUCUAUAUAAAUAAUGUACAUAAAUGUAAACCUUUUAUAUUUGUGACGCAUAUUUACGGUAGCUUGUAAAGUGUAAAUAGCAGGGACAGUUUUAGUUUGGCAAUAAAAUAAUUGUAGAUGUUUUUA
This is a messenger RNA of Lates calcarifer (barramundi perch), 7072 nucleotides long. It is a transcript of the gene slc38a3b, whose product is annotated as solute carrier family 38 member 3b. The transcript has 17 exons. Gene Ontology annotation, biological process: amino acid transmembrane transport; histidine transport; L-glutamine transport. Gene Ontology annotation, molecular function: L-histidine transmembrane transporter activity; L-glutamine transmembrane transporter activity; L-asparagine transmembrane transporter activity. The record is from RefSeq and is a predicted model, not a curated record. Lineage: Eukaryota; Metazoa; Chordata; Actinopteri; Centropomidae. The coding region runs from base 1884 to 3434 and encodes 516 amino acids.